Messenger RNA from Eurytemora carolleeae, 282 nucleotides. RefSeq names its product cornifelin homolog B. Lineage: Eukaryota; Metazoa; Arthropoda; Copepoda; Calanoida; Temoridae. The record is from RefSeq and is a predicted model, not a curated record. The transcript is spliced from 3 exons. Bases 16 to 282 code for a protein of 88 amino acids.
AAAUUGGCUUAUAAGAUGAGUAAGGAAUGGAAUGCAGGAACCUUCAGCUGCUGCCACGAUGUUUCAAACUGUUGUAUGGGAACCUUCUGUACUCCGUGUCAGGUUUACUCUAAUGCUGAGAAGCUGGAGGAAAGUGGAUUCCUCUGCUGUCUUCUCAGCUGUAUGCUUCCCUGCGUACCUAUCUUUAUGUUGAGAAGUAAGACUAGGGAGAAGCAUAAUAUUGAGGUAGAUUUUAGAAUUAAUCAAAAUAUCAAACUUAAAUUAUUUGAGGAUUAUAUUUAA